CUCAUUAUGGACAGAGCUUCCCUUGAGCUGAACAGCCGCAGGACCAGUGGAUAUGAGCACAAUCAGAGCUCAGCUAUGUUUGGGGAUCCUAAGUUACAUUCUGUUCCAAGGUGGCUCCUCCCAAAGCACACGAGUCCAGAGCCCUGGAUUUCAGCAGGGUAAUGAGCCUUCCACCUUUACAGCUCACUCAUCACCUCAGUCCACCACAGACAUCCCAGAAUCUUUGAGGAUGUCCACACUGGUCACCACAACGAGGGGCGAAUCGUCAAGUCCAAGAUCAUCCACUUUUCGUAGUCUUCUUCAGUCUUCUCCCUUUGGCCCUACCACGAAGACCCAGACACAAAGAGCCACCUCAGGGCAAGGUACAAGUGCCCUGAGUUAUAAAAUCAGGGACAGAUCCCAGAUGCCCACUUCUGCAGUUACAACCUCAGACAUUAGCUCCAAAUCAACCACAAUGGACCUGAGAACAACUGAAAAACCUGUCUUCCCCACCCCAACAUCUGAGACAGUGCUUACCGUGGCAGCAUUUGGUGUUAUCACCUUCAUUGUCAUUCUGGUGGUUGUAGUGAUUAUCCUGGUCAGUGUGGUCAGCCUGAGGUUCAAGUGUCAGAAAAAUAAAGAGUCAGAAGAUCCACAAAAGCCAGAUAGUUCUGGAAUGUCGGAAAGCUCCACAGCCAUUAGGGAGAAGGACAACAGCAUCACCCUCAUCUACAUGAAGAAUAUUAAUUCAAAUAAUAACAAGCGCAGCUUAACAGAAGAGAAGGUUCUAUAAAGUCGAUCUUGAGUGACAAGGACCGAAGAUGGAGCUAUUCUAUGACUGUGAUGGUGGAUUAUUGGAAUGAUAUGGGAGGGAGGCCAAGGCAUGAUACAUUCCAUACAAAUUGUUUGAUUUCAAAUUCACACUUGAAGCUCAGAAGAUACAAGCCUUGGCUUAGAUUUGAAAGCAUUAUCUCCCAAUUUUGAACAUAAAUAAUAACUCUGGAAACACAAUCUAUUUCUCCCACCUCCGUGGCAUCAUAGAGAAGAGACAUCUGCAGGACAGGGGCAAAUAGGUCUUCUGUUGGGAGUGGGGGAUAUUUGUCCUUUUCAUUUUUAAUAUAAUUAAAAUUAU
Molecule: messenger RNA, 1111 nt
Organism: Dromiciops gliroides (monito del monte)
Lineage: Eukaryota; Metazoa; Chordata; Mammalia; Microbiotheria; Microbiotheriidae
Gene: ECSCR
Product: endothelial cell surface expressed chemotaxis and apoptosis regulator
Exons: 10
Coding region: 53-772 (239 amino acids)
Biological process (GO): positive regulation of proteasomal protein catabolic process; positive regulation of endothelial cell apoptotic process; negative regulation of angiogenesis
Cellular component (GO): cytosol; plasma membrane
Source: RefSeq, a predicted model, not a curated record